UUUCUCCCCCGACGGUUUCUCCAUCAUGUCUCGCCCAUCUGUUGAGUCAUGCCCUUCUGUAAAGAACAUCCUUCUUCUGGAUUCUGAUGGGAAACGUGUGGCGGUCAAAUAUUUCUCCGAUGACUGGCCGACGAAUAGUGCAAAGGAGACUUUUGAGAAAGUUGUAUUCAACAAGACUCAGAAGACCAAUGCCCGCACAGAAGCGGAGAUAGCAAUGUUUGAGAGUAACAUUGUUGUUUACAAGUUUGUCCAAGAUCUUCACUUCUUUGUUACCGGGGGUGACAAUGAAAACGAGCUUAUCUUAUCCACAGUUCUGCAGGCAUUUUUUGAUUCUGUGGGUCUCCUGCUCAGAGGCAAUGUGGACAAGAAGGAAGCACUGGAGAACUUGGAUCUCAUUCUCUUGUGCAUUGAUGAAAUUAUUGAUGGCGGUAUUGUUCUUGAAACAGAUCCAAAUGUUAUAGCUGGGAAAGUUGCAAGUAAUAGUAUAGAUUCUGGAGCUCCUUUGUCUGAACAGACAUUAAGUCAAGCAUUGGCCACAGCCAGAGAACAUCUUGCAAGAUCUCUUCUUAAAUGAUCCAUAUGGCAUUGGGCAAUGGAGGAAACUUAUCUUUUGGCGUUUUCUAGAAACGUUUAAGAAUCUCCCUGCAUAUUGCAUUCUGGAACCUGUAUAAUGAUGUUACUUGCGCUGUGAUUAUUAUUUUUUACAUGCGAAUAUAGUUUUUUUUUGUUUUUUUUUUUUUUUGCACUCUUUUUCUUGUGACAUUUUUUUCAUUUAAUUACCCACUAUAUUUAAAGAUCAU
Messenger RNA from Gastrolobium bilobum, 800 nucleotides. RefSeq names its product coatomer subunit zeta-2-like. Gene Ontology annotation, cellular component: COPI vesicle coat. Bases 26 to 574 code for a protein of 182 amino acids. NCBI's taxonomy places the organism in Eukaryota, Viridiplantae, Streptophyta, Magnoliopsida, Fabales, Fabaceae. Gene Ontology annotation, biological process: intra-Golgi vesicle-mediated transport; retrograde vesicle-mediated transport, Golgi to endoplasmic reticulum; intracellular protein transport. The record is from RefSeq and is a predicted model, not a curated record. The transcript has 6 exons.